AUGCCGGGGCCCAACUCGUCAACUUUUAUGAGGACGAGGACAGCAUCCCGAACAUCAUCGUUGUCCCAGACAGCAAGCCUGGAGAUGUCUUGGAAUGCGAGCCCGCCGAGUUUGCCUUCUUUACCGGGGCAAUGUGGGGGUACUCCACCAUUGUCUCGGCGCGCAGUUUUUGACAGACGCCUUUGUGCAGAGGUACAAACCCGCGACAUCCACGUACCGCCUGGCCGCCUGGAGGUCAAGGAGGCGCCUCCAGCGGAGCCUUCUCCGCCCGCCGUGGCCUGCGCAGCUGCCGCCCGUGCCCUGCGUAUCCGCUUUGCCCCCGACCGCCAGAACCCGGACAAGACCCCAGUGUACGCCUGUGUCGGUGGCAAGGUCAUCUCGACGGAGCGUAUUACCUGGCCGGGCUCUAUCGACAGGUUCGACCCCAUCGUCAUCCAGCCAAACGCCUUCAAGCGCAUGGCCGGUGACGUAUUGGGGUCCGUCCUCCACUUUUACAUGUUCCUUCUCGGGGGGUUGACUGCCUCGUGGUCCCUGAUCACCGUUGCGCUGCAGGUCUGCAGCUUUGUCGCAAGCCUGUGCUCAAAGCUCUGGAAAUACAUGGCGCACAACCCCAUCGACUGGCUCGCCGCCCUCCACCCUCCCCCCGCCUGGCACGAGCUUGCCCGCCGCUGGGCGGGUCACAACGACGUCUAUGACCAGGUAUCCUUCACCCAGCGGCGCUACUCGACACCAACGAACGCCUACUCCUCCCACUCGGACGCGAGCUCGUGGACGUGGAACCUCCAAGAUGAGAUUCAGGCGGUGUGCGGUGACCUGGUGGUGGUGCCGCACCCCACUCCCCCAGCAAGCACCUUUGUCCACACGCAAUCCAACUAUUACACAUCGACACUAGGCUCUGUCCCAUCGUUCACGUCACAUGUCGUCAACAUCCCCCAAAGCAUGCUCCCAGGCAUGGCCUUCAUUGACCCAGACUGGGAGCCCAACCCAGACCUCGUUCCAGCGCGCCCUGUGGGCUGGAGUCUGCAGAGAGGAGGGCGACCUCUGGUUCACUUUGCACGGAGCACCACCUACAACAGCUUUGCCGCCAUCGGCUCGAUCCUCAACGCGAGCUCCAAUCCCGCAGACAUUUCCACCCGCGGCGCCGCGCCUCCGCUGGACGACGGCGGCAGUCAACGGUACCCUUCACUUCCAUCCACGCCGACAUGCACUAUCCACACCCCGCUUCAUCGUGGAUGCUGCAAUUGCGUGGACACCGCUCCCGGCAUCGGUCUCAGACGCCUGUCGGUCGUCCCUCGCACGCCUUCCUCAGCCCCAUGUCUCGUCGGCUCCCUUUCCUCCACGUCAGUGUUCACUAUCCCCGACCCAGGUGCACCCACCGUCCAGUGGUUCCACACCAUGACCAACGGUGUCGGUCGCGUCGACAUCCCUGCCAACGGAACCCCAGCCCUUGACGACCUGGCGUACCCUCCCAACCUGUGCUUCACCGGCGUCGCUCCCCUCCACUCACAGUACACUGUUGCAUGGGCCCGAAUUGCCUUUCUCUCCUACCUCCAGGACUGGGCAUCAACGCGCGACAAGUGUGACCGCCGCAACCUCUCCCUCCAUCCUCUCCCACGAGACGUCGUCGAGGUCUUGCACCAGGUCUCCACAAGCUACUGGAAAUCGUACCUUGAGCGCGUCGACCAGGACCUCUCUGAAUCUGUCGCGGCCAUGACCAAUGCCCACAUCCAGCUUGGCGCCGAGGCGGCCAACACACUCCGUGCGCACUGGACGCGGAUGAGGUGUAAGCGCGCCGGAAUCGCGGCAGCCAGGGCCGUGAUCAAGGAAAGGGCACUCGCCUAUGGAUCCCCCUGGGCCCGCGACGGCAUGUACUUUGUGCUUGUCCUCCCUCAGCACGACAUUGAGAUCAUCGUUGACGACGGCUACGCGCCAUUACCCCGCAGGAGGAGCGAUGGGGCUACAAUGAUGUGGACCACGUCAACCGACGACGGGGACGCCUGCCAGUGGACCGUCUGCCCACCUUGCCUUGGCCCCCGCCGCGAUGGGCGCUAG
Messenger RNA from Apiotrichum porosum, 2052 nucleotides. RefSeq lists its product as uncharacterized. Lineage: Eukaryota; Fungi; Basidiomycota; Tremellomycetes; Trichosporonales; Trichosporonaceae. Bases 1 to 2052 code for a protein of 683 amino acids. The transcript has 5 exons. The record is from RefSeq and is a predicted model, not a curated record.